Formica exsecta is the source of this 2480-nucleotide messenger RNA. Its product is annotated as progestin and adipoQ receptor family member 3. Bases 237 to 1268 code for a protein of 343 amino acids. Lineage: Eukaryota; Metazoa; Arthropoda; Insecta; Hymenoptera; Formicidae. The transcript is spliced from 9 exons. Gene Ontology annotation, cellular component: membrane. The record is from RefSeq and is a predicted model, not a curated record. Gene Ontology annotation, molecular function: signaling receptor activity.
GUCGUCGUCGCCGCCGCUCACUGCCAGUGUUCUGCUCGCCGCGCUCAGUACGGUCGAUCGUAUUGCGAUUUAAUACGUGGUGGAGACUCGCACAUGCGAGAAGUUUGCCAAUGUGCCAAUAGAACCAGCCACGAGACUUCGAUGUGACUCUCCGUUUCUUCGACUGUCUGCAAAACUGUCGAUAGCCGUUCUGCAGGGAAGCAGAGGUUACAUAAAAGGUCCACCCUGUUUGAAUAAUGAAACUACUUGCGGGCGUAGAGGAAGUUAGCGACCACUGUGAAAAAGAGUCUAAUAAUGGUCAACUGCACAACAAUAAUAGUCAUGAAAAGCAAUCUGAAUUGGUUCAAGAAGCAAGCAAGCCGCUUGUCAAUAAGAAGGUAUGCGACGAUUCGGCAACCAAGGAAGAAGUUAUACCGGAGGAGGGAAAAGAUAUGAGACGAUUGCUCCGGUUCGAAGAGGCGCCCGAGUUUCUUCAAUAUAAUCCUUACAUACGGCGUGGUUACCGAGGUUGCUUGACUACCAAACUAUGCCUCGAAAGCAUAUUUUGGUGGACAAACGAGACCGUGAACAUAUGGAGCCACAUCUUUGGCUGGAUGCUUUUCUUUGGUCUGACCCUAUACGAUCUCUGUCUGUUGAAUAUUCACGCGCCGUUCAGUGACAAAUUGAUCGUGUCCCUGUUACUUCUUUGUUUUCAGAUAUGUAUGAUCCUUUCGUCCGUAUAUCACACGUUUUCGUGUCGAAGCGAAAAGGAUUAUUGGUGCUUCCUAUCUUUCGACUUGUUCGGUAUUGCUCUGAGCAUGUUGUCGAUCUACUUGUCUGGUGUCUAUUAUGCUUUUUGGUGUCACAAGGAGUUACAAUGGUUCUACCUGAUAACUGUGUUCGCAAUCUUCAUUUUCGCGAUGAUACUGCAGAUACCGAGUCUGAAUAUCAACGGUAACAUUAAGCUAGCCGUGUUUGUGUGCUGGGCGAUAUAUGGAGUGCUGCCAACGCUGCAUUGGACCAUCGCAAUGGGUGGCUUCGAUAAUCCGAUCGUUAAGUUGCUCAUUCCGAGAGUGAUAGGAAUGUACAUUAUUAACGCGAUAGCAUUUGCGUUCUACAUGUUCAAGAUACCCGAACGUUUUUGCCCGGGCUGGGUAGACUAUAUCGGUUCGUCGCAUCAAUGGUGGCAUGCAUUGGUGGUGCUAGCUCUGUAUUACUGGCAUAACAGCGGAAUGCUUUAUGUGGAAUACAGAAUGAAUCAUGGAUGUCCAAGCAGUAGGCCAUUAUGACAUACGGAUUCCGACGGCCAGCCAGCAUCCGUUCUCGCCAUGGAUUGUGCUUGCAUGAUGAAGGCUUGGUCGUCUCUGAUUGCCGAACCGCCGUUUUACGGUAUCUUAAAGAAUACAUCUUGCGAGAUACAAAAUCCAUUGCGAGUAUAUGCGUAUCGAUAGUUUCGAUAUAUGUUUAGGAAAUAUAGAUUUUUAAGUGCAAAGAGAUAUUUGCUGUGGAUAUUAUUUGCAAUGUUUUGUAGCUCUAUUUAUAUUCAUUCAACAUUAUUAUUUAUAUUUGUUUUGCAAGAAUAUAAAUGAUAUAACUAAAGGAUAAAUAAUUUUAUCCUAAACCGCGUUCUUUUUUUAGAUCCUUAAUCCUAGCAGGAUUAAAGAUAAGUCAGUAUUAAUUAAUCAAUCAGUGUCAUUAAAAAUAUACUUUAAAAUUAUAAUUCUAAAUAAAAAAUAUAUUUAAUGGUAUAAAUAUAAAUCUUUUGUAUUAGACUUUUUAUAUAAAGAAAUUUUAAUUAACUGAAUUUAUUAAGAGAUUUAUAAACAAGUCUUUAAAAAUUAUAACAACGAAGAGAUGAAAUUUUGUAGCCGGUUCCUGUUGGGGUUGAGUCUUAAUUUUGAUUUUUGAGAUAUAUUUUUGUUAAAAUUAUAUGUCCUUUAUACAUUUCAAGAAGACUAGAACGUUUCGAAUUGUUCGAUAUGGAUUAAUAAGAAUUUAGCGUUUUUGUGACACUUUUUUAUAAAUAUUUUAAGAAUAAUAUUAGAAAAAUAUUGGGAUGUUAUCUGUGGGUUUAUCUGACGCGAAAAAAAGUCUUUCUCCUUCAUUAUAUGAGAGUCUACUGAUAUUGAACGCGCGACGUAUUUCGUAAGAAAAUAUCAACGAGUGAUUAUUAAUAUGUUCGGAGAGUGACAUUGACGAUUGCUUUUGCAAUGCGGCCAAAAUUGGGAUGUUAUGCAAUUUCGCAAACCAUCAAACUUCCAACGCAUACGUACAAUUCGUACAUUUUCCAACUCGCAUGCAAACGGGACAGGUGUAUUAAAUAAGCAUAACGAUAUCAGACACAGUACGUAUCUACCUGACUGAUUUCAAUAAGAAUCUCGUGUUUUGGAGGUGGCCUUUUUAUACAAUAUUAUAUAAGUUUCUGUAGGUGGUAACGGCUGUAAUGUUGAAACAAUGUUGUUCCCUGAAUUGUUGAAAAUAAAAGAAAUUUUAUUUUAUUU